This is a messenger RNA of Ctenocephalides felis (cat flea), 1135 nucleotides long. Its product is annotated as tribbles homolog 3-like. Gene Ontology annotation, biological process: positive regulation of proteasomal ubiquitin-dependent protein catabolic process; protein phosphorylation; regulation of MAP kinase activity. NCBI's taxonomy places the organism in Eukaryota, Metazoa, Arthropoda, Insecta, Siphonaptera, Pulicidae. The record is from RefSeq and is a predicted model, not a curated record. Gene Ontology annotation, molecular function: mitogen-activated protein kinase kinase binding; protein kinase activity; ATP binding. Bases 427 to 1074 code for a protein of 215 amino acids. The transcript is spliced from 4 exons. Gene Ontology annotation, cellular component: nucleus.
AAGGAUACACACAGUGUGGAAUAUUUGUUACAGUGAUUUGAAUGAGUUUUGAAAAUUAGUGAUUUGAAGUGUUAAUUGUGCCACCAAUUGAGGAAGCCGGAUUAGCUUAAAUCGAUGGCCAAUAAUUUUGGGUCGAUUCCACCUUAGAACAAAAUAUUAUUAAGAUACCAGAAGUUGAAGUACAUGAACUCAUCUUCAUGGCACAUAUGUUCGAAUUACGGACCAAAUAGUUAAGAAAAUUUCUGUGAUAUUUAUAGUUAUAUCAUUUAAUCUCAUCGCUGUAAUUAGUUUUGUGGUGUGUGGUAUACCGUAGCGAAUGUGUAGUUCGUAUUUAGUAUCAACGGUGUUUUCCAUAAAUUGAUGUUAAGGACAAAACGUUAAAUCGGUGUUUAAUUAAUUAAAUAGUGUAAAGACGCGUUUAUUAUAAUGGAAGAUUCGCCAGGCGUCGAACGUCAACCGCGCGUUAUUCAAGUGACAACUAAACCAGACGCGCCUCGUGCUCAGUCGGUCCAGCCUGUAGCAGUUGUAUCGCGGACGCCGCGACCAGAUGCCUUGGGUGCAGGCGAAAGGUCGGCACCCGCGGUUCCUGUCGGUAGUCCAGGAUCGCCGACCGACGACGCUCAGCCGAGCGUCUCGGCAACCGCGAUUGUUAACCCUUGUUCAUCGUCUUCGCCACUAAUUCUUGCGGAAAGGUUCUUGGUUUUGGAAACUCUAGAAGGCAGUACACUUAGAAGGUGCAUUAACCUGGACACGCAGCAAGAGAUGGUCUGCAAGGUCGUUCCCAGGAGCUGCGGGUCAGCUCUUCUAGGAGUGCAUUUCCUGCUGCAGGAAUUGGAGCACGUUUCACAUCCAAGAGAGGUGGUUUUAGGUCCAGGAAGGGCUUAUCUAUUGUUCGAUAAAGCUCAAGGCGGUGAUUUACAUUCACACGUCCGAGCAAGGCGGAGAUUGAGGGAACCCGAAGCUAGAAGGCUGUUUCGUCAAAUGGCAACUGCGGUUAGGGAUUGUCAUAAACUAGGAGUUGUUUUGAGGGACCUUAAGUUGAGGAAAUUUGUAUUCGCGGACGAACAAAGGUGAGUGUUAGCUGAUAAAAGGAUAUAAGGAGAAUGACCGCUAAUAAUUUGUCCUUAUAUCGGUG